GUACGUAGCUAGUUGUGUCCAAACUUCCUUAAUAUAACCCCAAAAAUGAUAAUUAAUUUCUCCCUUCAACUAAACCAUCAUCAAGUUCAUCUCUCCUAAGUUCACUAAUGCAGCAAACAACCAGAAGGAGCUGAGAAGGUCAGAGUAGGUGAUGGAGUUUGAUUUUCUGCUGGAUAACCUGGACGUAAUCUUUGUCCCAGCAGGGCUCUUGAUCAUGUUCACCUACCAUCUCUAUCUCAUCUACCGAGUCAAAAGGUAUCCUGCAACAACAGCAAUCGGCUAUGAGAACUACAACAGAAUUGCAUGGGUUGAGAGAAUGAUGCUGGGUGAUUCGAGUGUCAAAAGCCUUGCACUGUCUGUGAUUUCAUCGAACAUAUCAGGUGCAACUUUCCUGGCUUCUGUUACCCUAACAUUGAGCUCUGUCAUAGGAGUAUGGUUGGGAAGCGCAUCUAGCAAUCUCUUCAAGAACAUGUUUAUACUUGGAGAAAAAAGCUUUACCACAGUUUCCCUCAAGUACAUAAGCAUGCUCUUACCAUUUAUACUAGCCUUCGGGUCAUUUGUUCAGUCGGCGAGGUACUUAGUUCAGGCUGGUUUCUUCAUAAGCACACCGAAUACCGAUGUGCCGGUGGAGUACGUGCAAUCGUCGGUGAUAAGGGCUAAUAAUUUCUGGCAUUUUGGGUUGAGACUGCUCUAUUUUGCCCUAGCUUUCAUGUUUUGGAGUUUCGGGUCAAUUCCUAUGUUUGUGUCAUGCUUGGUUAUGGUGAUGUUACUGUAUUUCUUGGACGCCAAUUCGGCACCAUUGCAUCCAUAUCGGCCUGUCAAGAAGGUGAUAGAAGAUGAGGGAAGCCGAGCACCAUGGAAAGCUGGUGGCCAUGGUGGAGGAGUUGGCCGCAACAGUUAGGUGCACUCAUAUCAACAUUAUUGGUAAUUUUUCAGGAUCCGGCUCCUCUAUUGCACACAAGAGGUCCUAGCUCAGAUCCAAUGCUCUAGAGUGUCUCAUCAAGGAACCCAACACACGGAUGUUGUUGGAUCUGAGUUGCUGCAUCUUGUACCCAGUAGAGGAGCCCUUGAGCUUCAUUGAGAAUUCAACGGCCAAGACAAGUUGCCCUGAAUUGUUUGUAUUGAAUUACCUUGUAUGACAUAGUGUGAGCGAUCGUUAUCCUUGAGAGACAUGCCAAGUGCCCUCUUUUUUUAUUUUCCUUUUUCAGGAAACUGCCGAUUGAAGUC
Macadamia integrifolia is the source of this 1227-nucleotide messenger RNA. RefSeq lists its product as uncharacterized. The record is from RefSeq and is a predicted model, not a curated record. Lineage: Eukaryota; Viridiplantae; Streptophyta; Magnoliopsida; Proteales; Proteaceae. The transcript has 2 exons. The coding region runs from base 152 to 901 and encodes 249 amino acids.